AUGUUCACGAUCUCAUGGCCGUCACUACCGAAACUUGGUCUAUCGGUCUUCUCGAAGAAAGGCGCUAUUGACCUUCGCCCGGUCAAGGUGCAUGAGAGCGAGACUGCGCAGGACAAACCUGGUCGAGCUUUGAAGCAUUUAUUGAAAUUGAAUCAUGUUGAGCAUGGGCUGUUUUUGAGAGGGUCUUUGGCUAGUCAGUUACCUGAACUAUUAUGUGCCUCUUUUCUGCAAGGUGCUGGUGAUGAGGAUCUAGGGCGGAUUUAUGAAGAUCAUGUCAACUCUCAGGUUAAAUGGAUAGAUUCACCUGCUGAAGUUACGCAUCUUGAUUGGAGGGAUUAUUUGGGGUGUCGAGAAUAUGACCGGGCAUUUGUCAACUUCUUUGAAGAUGAGCUAGCUCGUCUUGGUUAUGAUUGGAGAGAAGUCGUUGCCGAAUACCUGUUUGAAGGCAAUGAGCCUAUGUUUAAUUCUAUUAUGGGUGGUCUUGGAGCCCCCUUGAUCCAUCUCGCGCAUGCCUUCGAGGUCUCCAGCCGCGAAAUGGCAAUGGAAGCCCUUGGCCUCACUGCAACCUGCCACAAUAGCACUUUCAAAGACAUUGAAAAAGCGGCACAGUCAAACAAGGCAACAUACGAAUCAAAAUCACUCUUCGAAAUCUUGGACCAUGUCCGCCAAGAUAAAGAGCUAGACAAUCUGUUCAGCAAAUCAGACACUCAAAAUCUCAAGACUCUCAUCACAUCCCGCAACCAUUUGCUACUGAAGCACUGGAGUGCAUGGAAAAUCGAAAAUGCAAUGGAACAGUUCCGCGAAAGCCAAGAACUUGCCGCUGCAUUACUAGUUGCCACAUCCGAUCCCGAAAAUGCAAACAACGGGCUAUACAAUUCGCUUUUUGCAGUUCUACUCACAACUAGCCAUGCGAUGCGUGUGGUGCUACCCUUGAUCCCUGCGCAAUUCCAGAUCCCGCUUCUGCAUCAGUGGUGGCUGACUACAGUUGCAAUCUAUAUCGCCCAAUUGCGACCUGAGAUUGAUAUGGAUCGAAUUCGUGGUUAUGAUCUCAUGGGGAGGAACUGGGAGUGGACGGCAGAGAAGGCUGUCAAGGGGCAGUUUGCGACAGAUACACAGUUCGUUGAGGCUAUUCGUGCUUUGAGAGAGCUAUCAUUGACAUGGGGUGAUUCCGAGAGCUUCUUCCUUAAGGCUGCUGUGAGGUUUACUGAUGAGUUCCAAGGCUGGAAGGGCGAUUUUGUUGGGGAUGAAUUGUAG
This is a messenger RNA of Penicillium antarcticum, 1254 nucleotides long. RefSeq names its product questin oxidase family protein. The record is from RefSeq and is a predicted model, not a curated record. The coding region runs from base 1 to 1254 and encodes 417 amino acids. Gene Ontology annotation, molecular function: oxidoreductase activity. The transcript is spliced from 4 exons. NCBI's taxonomy places the organism in Eukaryota, Fungi, Ascomycota, Eurotiomycetes, Eurotiales, Aspergillaceae.